GGGUUCUCAUUCGCGUGACGGUGCGAUAAGCGCGUCUUCGUGUGCCACAGGAAGCGGACAGCAGGCGCUUGUGCGCUCACGAGAGGCGACGAAACUCUUGAAUACACCCUUUUUUCUUCUUCUUCUUUUAUUUGUGUUUUUUAUUUAGAUCGCUUGAACCUCCCGAACAUUCAGAGUUGUCUCCGUUUGUGCGCGGAGUCACGACAACGCGGCUCGACGUACUGAUUUUUGCCGUCAUAUGAAUCCUUCUGCUUUGCUAUCCUUUUUUUUUCAUUUCGGGUUGCGCAGCGCAAACGAAUGCAUUCAAGAUUGGUGUUUACCGCUGUCGCCCUCCUUCUCAGACUCGAAUAGAUACAUACACUUUUUUUUUCUCUUUCGUGGCUAAUUGGGCCAUCGCAUCCGCGCGGUGCUGCCGAGUUUUCCAUGUCAGCGGAUCAGCAGGCGUACCUCCGUGAUGUGCUGCGGCGCUAUCAACUCGACAAGUUCCAGACGGCUUUCGCGUCGAGCAUGACGGUGAGGGGGUUUCUGUCGCUGCGGCCGGAGGAGUUUCACAGCUACGGCGUGGUGGAGGCGAUGGACAUUCUCCGCCUGCGAGACGCGAUGGAGUUCCUGCGGAGCAACCCGAUGCCCUCCUCCCGCUCCGGCAGCGACGUCAUCGACGACGGCGUCGCGACACCGGAGGAGGACGAGGAUGAUGAGGAGAGAAACAACUCCGACGAGCGGCGGCGGCUGUACACCGCACGCGGCACCACGGUGUUGUCCCGCACCGUCGACAACACGGAGAUCAAACGCAAAAGCCGAAUUCUCGUUGCGGUGCGGAAGCGGCCGCUGAGCGCCGGCGAGCAGGCGAACGGCUUCACCGACAUCAUGGAGGUCGACAACGUGAGCGAGAUUGUGCUGAAGGAGCCGAAGGUGAAGGUUGACCUGCGCAAGUACACCCACGUCCACCGCUUCUUCUUCGAUGAGGUGUUUGACGAGACGUGCUCCAACGAGGAGGUGUACCACCGCACCGCGCACGCGUUGAUUGACACCGUGUUUGAUGGCGGCAGCGCAACGUGCUUUGCCUACGGCCAGACAGGCAGCGGCAAGACACACACCAUGCUGGGCAAAAGCCCGGAGCCGGGACUUUACGCCCUGGCCGCGCGAGACAUGUUUGAGCGCCUUCCGGAGGACACCCGCAUCGUCGUGUCGUUUUACGAGAUCUACAGCGGCAAGCUCUUCGACCUCCUCAACGGCCGCCGUCCGCUGCGGGCGCUGGAGGACGAGAAAGGAAAGGUUAACAUUCGCGGCCUCACCGAGCACGGCUCGAACUGCGUGGAUGAUCUGAUGAGCAUCAUCGAGCAGGGCAGCGGGGUACGCAGCUGCGGCUCUACCGGGGCCAACGACACGAGUUCGCGCUCGCACGCCAUUUUGGAGAUUAAGCUGAAGCACCGCAAGUCGUUGCGGCAGUGUGGCAAGUUUACCUUUAUCGACUUAGCAGGCAGCGAGCGGGGCGCCGACACGGUGGACUGCGCCCGACACACGCGGCUGGAAGGCGCGGAGAUCAACAAGUCGCUCCUGGCCCUGAAGGAGUGCAUUCGAUUCUUGGACCAAAACAGAAGGCACGUCCCGUUCCGCGGCUCGAAGUUGACGGAGGUGCUGCGGGACUCCUUCGUUGGCAACUGCCGCACCGUGAUGAUCGGCGCCGUCUCUCCGUCGAACAACAACGCGGAGCACACCCUCAACACGCUGCGCUACGCCGACCGUGUGAAGGAGCUGAAGAAGGUCGCCGGCGAGCGGCGCACUCUUUGGCUGCCGAGCGAGCCGGCCGACGACGUCGCUGCCGCGGCGGCUGCGGUGGCACCGACCGCCGCAGAAAAACCGCGUCCGCGUACCGCUGCGUCGCGACUCUCCACCGCACUUCCUUUCAACGCACCCCCGCGGAAGAGCACGUUGCUGCUCAGCAGCCGCGCCGUCAACACACUGGCCGCGCCUACCAAAAGCGGUUACGCCACACCGCAGUCGUCCUCGCGAGAGACGACGCCCGACACGGUGUGCAGCAAGCGGCCGCGGGAGGCGGACGGCAACGACGCCGACGGUGCGGAGGGGGCGGGGGCGGGGCGGGCUCCUCCAUCACGGCGUGCCAGCGGGCGACUCAGCUGUAAGCGCUUCGAGAGCGGCGCGGAGCUCGUGGCGGCGCAGCGUGGCCGCGCGCUGGACCACUACAACGCCUACUUGGAGUCGGACAUGAGCUGCAUUAAGGAGGAGUAUCAGGUGAAGUACGACGCGGAGCAGAUGAAUGCGAACACGAAGGACUUCGUGCAACGCGCACGCAGUUUGGUGGGUGAGAAGCGGCGGGCAAUGGAGUCGUUCCUGACGCAGCUGGAUGAGUUAGAGAAGAUUGCGCAGCAGGUCGCCAACAUCGCCUCCGUGCCGCAGUAG
Messenger RNA from Leptomonas pyrrhocoris, 2421 nucleotides. Its product is annotated as putative MCAK-like kinesin. The coding region runs from base 424 to 2421 and encodes 665 amino acids. Gene Ontology annotation, biological process: microtubule-based movement. Gene Ontology annotation, molecular function: microtubule binding; microtubule motor activity; ATP binding. NCBI's taxonomy places the organism in Eukaryota, Euglenozoa, Kinetoplastea, Trypanosomatida, Trypanosomatidae. The record is from RefSeq and is a predicted model, not a curated record. The transcript has a single exon.